This is a messenger RNA of Ceratitis capitata (Mediterranean fruit fly), 525 nucleotides long. RefSeq names its product extracellular glycosidase CRH11-like. The record is from RefSeq and is a predicted model, not a curated record. Lineage: Eukaryota; Metazoa; Arthropoda; Insecta; Diptera; Tephritidae. The coding region runs from base 28 to 498 and encodes 156 amino acids. The transcript is spliced from 2 exons.
UAUCGCAACGAGACACACGGACGAAUAAUGAAAAAAAUUAUAUUUCUGCUACUCAGCGUUGCAUUUUGGUGGGUGCAUUCGCUGCCGCUGGCUGAACCGCAACCAGAACCUGAACCACAGGACUUUCAAACAGGCGCUCUCUUGUUAGUCGGACAAAUGAAAGAGAUCAUGGAGAAUGGCGCUGCCGCAGCUAAUGAGCAAGAAUUCGAAUUUCUGGGCGCUAAGAUCAGCAAUGGUAUGGGUAUGGGUUUCGGUGAUGCUAUGAAAUUCCCUGGCGGACGUAGACGCAGACGUGAUAUUGGCGAGCAGGAGCUUGGUGCAGGUAAUUCUUUAAGCUAUGAAGAUUCAGACUACUCAUUAUCUGAUUACUCUUAUGCAUCAGAAGAUUCGAUAGAGCGAAAGAAGCGCCAUGCGUCUAGUUCUUCGAGCAGCAGUUCAUCGGGUUCCUCUUCGUCGUCAUCGGGCUCAUCAUCCUCUUCCUCAGAUGAAUCGGAUUAAUGUUGAGUUAAAUUUGGAGAAAUAAAA